Messenger RNA from Cydia amplana, 591 nucleotides. RefSeq lists its product as uncharacterized. Lineage: Eukaryota; Metazoa; Arthropoda; Insecta; Lepidoptera; Tortricidae. The record is from RefSeq and is a predicted model, not a curated record. The transcript has 2 exons. The coding region runs from base 30 to 578 and encodes 182 amino acids.
GGGCUUACUAGGCCAAACCCGAUAUCAAAAUGGUGUCACAAAAAAUACACUUAUUAGCGACGAUUAUGUUCAUAUCUAAGGCUUACAGUCAAGUUGCGACCGGUGGGGGAAGCCCACAGCGAUGCGGCUCAGCGGCGCCUUGCAUCGUCCCCGGGGGCCAGUUCAUCGUGCCCGCCAUCAUCAAACCGCUCCUGCCCUGGUGCCAAGCCGCCGCGCCCGCGCCCUGCGCGCCUAAGAAGCUAACGCCGGCUGCCCCUAGCGCGCCCGUGUCCUGUGCCGACGAAGACGAUGACAGUGAACUGGACAAACUCCUAUACCUCCUCAUCAGUAACAUAAUCGAGAGCAAAAAAGGCUCAGGGAAAAAGCAGUGCAACCCCAUUACCACGUUUGACAGCAGCGCAUGCCCGAGCGACGGGUACGACGCCUGCGCAUGUAGCUACGCCGAUGACUACGACUACUGCUCAUAUUCCCCCUCCCUGGUCUACAGCUCGGGCAGCAACAGCGGAGGGAGCGAUGGAUCUUGUCCCGAGAUAUGUGUGAUUGUCAGACCGGUUCAAUCAACCAACGCUGACUGUUAAAUAACUUUAAAGU